Drosophila arizonae is the source of this 5582-nucleotide messenger RNA. RefSeq names its product slowpoke 2 (gene SLO2). Gene Ontology annotation, molecular function: intracellular sodium-activated potassium channel activity; outward rectifier potassium channel activity. Gene Ontology annotation, biological process: potassium ion transmembrane transport. Gene Ontology annotation, cellular component: plasma membrane. NCBI's taxonomy places the organism in Eukaryota, Metazoa, Arthropoda, Insecta, Diptera, Drosophilidae. The record is from RefSeq and is a predicted model, not a curated record.
UGUGUGGCUUAUGUGCGUGUGAUAUAUAAUUGAAAACGACUGGCCAAUGGAUCAUCUAUUAUGCAAUAUGGCCGGCAACAGUCGCAACUCGUCCUACAAUUGUCUCUCAUCAUGGGAUUCCUAUGAUCGUAUACCCAGAGUGCGCGUGGAGUACUAUGUGAAUGAAAACACAUUCAAAGAAAGACUGCAACUCUAUUUCAUUAAGAAUCAGCGUUCAAGCUUACGCAUACGAAUUGCCGAUUUAUUCCUUAAGUUACUGUCGUGUGUUCUCUACAUAAUACGUGUGAUAUUGGAUAAAAAUCCAACAUUUAUAACAUGCUAUGGCUGCGAAGUGGCCAAUAAGACAGAGUUUAUCAUCUCUGCCAAGCUGACGGAGGAGGAGUUCCAGGAGAAUCCAAUUAUUAACUGGGAUGCAAUACUCUGGGUGAAUCGACCCACUGUCCUCUGGGUGCUACAAUUACUUCUAGCCAUGGUGUCGUUAACUCAAUCUUUGGUUCUAACAUAUCUAGGCUAUAAGGGCAACAUAUGGCAGCAAAUACUCUCAUUUCACUUUAUACUAGAAUUAGUAACGACAAUACCCUUUGCACUAACGAUUGUGCAUCCACCGCUGCGCAAUCUCUUCAUUCCAAUAUUCUUAAAUUGUUGGCUGGCCAAACGUUCGCUGGAGAAYAUGUUUAACGAUUUGCAUCGCGCCAUGCAAAAAUCCCAAUCGGCUUUGUCACAACAGUUGACCAUUUUGUCGGCCACAUUGUUGUGUCUGGUGUUCACCAGUGUUUGUGGUAUACAGCACUUUCAGCGCGCAGGGCAUCGCCAUUUGAAUCUAUUCCAGAGCACCUACUAUGUGGUUGUGACCUUUUCCACAGUGGGCUACGGCGACUUUGUGCCGGACAUUUGGCCAUCACAGCUGUAUAUGGUCAUCAUGAUUUGUGUGGCACUGAUUGUGCUGCCCACGCAGUUUGAGCAAUUGGCCUUCACCUGGAUGGAACGACAGAAACUGGGCGGCAGCUACUCCUCGCAUCGAGCGCAGAGCGAGAAGCAUGUGGUUGUCUGUUCAACUACGCUGCACGCGGAUACGAUAAUGGACUUUCUGAACGAGUUCUAUGCGCACCCAUUGCUGCAAGACUUCUAUGUGGUGCUGCUCAGUCCCAUGGAGCUGGACACAACGAUGCGAAUGAUAUUGCAGGUGCCCAUUUGGGCGCAGCGCGUCAUCUACAUUCAGGGCUCCUGCCUGAAGGACGGCGACUUGGCACGGGCGCGCAUGAACGAGGCGGAAGCCUGUUUCAUACUGGCUGCUCGCAACUAUGCGGACAAAACGGCGGCCGAUGAGCACACCAUACUACGGUCCUGGGCCGUCAAGGACUUUGCGCCGAAUGUGCCGCAAUAUGUACAGAUAUUCAGACCGGAGCACAAGCUGCAUGUGAAGUUCGCCGAGCACGUGGUCUGCGAGGAUGAGUUCAAGUACGCCCUGCUGGCCAACAAUUGCACCUGUCCCGGCGCCAGCACGCUGGUCACCCUCCUGCUGCACACAUCGCGAGGACAGGAAGGUCAACAGUCGCCGGAGGAAUGGCAUCGUCUCUAUGGUAAAUGUUCCGGCAACGAGAUUUAUCACAUUGUGCUGGGGGACAGUCGCUUCUUCGGGGAGUACGAGGGCAAAAGUUUUACCUAUGCCAGCUUUCAUUCGCAUCGCAAGUAUGGCGUCGCUUUGGUGGGCGUGCGUCCGGCCGAGCUGCCAGAAUUCUAUGAGGAUACCAUACUACUGAACCCUGGGCCCAGGCACAUCAUGAAAAAGGAUGACACGUGUUAUUAUAUGAGCAUUACCAAGGAGGAGAAUUCGGCAUUUGUCGUUAAUCAAAAUCAAACUACGGAUACAACAACGGCAGCCGGUGGGGCUGGCAGCAGUGCUGCUAGCGCCACCACACAUCACACACAUGCAGCAACUGCCAGCGACACACCGACGGCUGUGAUAAUAUCGGACUCCCGGCAGAAUCUAAAGGACACAACGGUGAGCACAACGCAUUUACCGACGGCGGCGGCUGCGACGACGACGACAACAAUAACAACAACAUCGCUGGUGCUAGGAGGCGGCGGCGGGGCAGCUGGCAGCAGUGGGACGGGUGGCCAAAAUCAGGCCAGCUCCAGCAGCAGCGGCGGCGGCCUGGGCGUCGGCCUCAACAUGGGCACCUCGCUGAGCAUCACACCUGCCGCACUGACCACCACGGGCAAUCACCUGGACGUGCCGUUCGCCAACAAUCCCAAUCUGCUCAGUCCCGAUGUGCUCAAUCAGCGUAGAGGCAGUCGUCGACCCUCCAUAUUGCCCGUGCCGGAUAUGUUUACGUCCUCAUCGUUUAGCAUAGCCGGCAACGACGAUGGCGAGGAGGGCGAUGAGAGCGACGAUGAGAUUGACGACGAGAUGCCUUGGCGUUCGCCCUCAGAGAAAAUUGCUUGCUUGGGCGGUCACUUUCCACAAUCGCGCACCUAUUCGCUCAUCAUGAGCUCCUCGGAGGACUCGUAUCAGCAGCGUGGCAGCGCGCUGGGCGGCGCCAACUGUGGCUAUUGCAAUGCCAAUGCCGCCAAUGCGCCAGCAGCGCAGCCGCUGCCAGCGUCGCUGCGCCGGCGCGCCAUGAAGAAGAGCUACAGCUGCGACAGCGAGUGCGCUCCGCCGUCUGGCCAGCGUUUGGGCUUGGACAUGGGCCUGGACAUGAGCCUGGGCCAGGGGCUGGCCGGUGGUCCGCUGGCAUUGCUGGCGGCGCGACGUCGCCAGUUGCAGCGCUGCUCCUGCUGCUACAGUUGCUCACGCGACAGCUGUGGCAGCAGCAGCACCACCACCGCCACCACCACCACAACGGCAGCGGCUGCCGGUCAGGCGCACUUUCACAGCCUAGCCCAGUGCCCGUUCCAAGCACCGCACCCGCCCCCGCCGCCGCCACCGCCUCCUGGCUGUGGCUUUACGUCGAGCAGCUCCGCAGAGACACGUCGCUUGGCGCGUCCGGUGUGGGCGGCCGACUAUUCCGGCAUUGUCAAAGGUUUUCCACCAGUCUCGCCCUUCAUUGGGGUCAGUCCGACGCUUUGCUACCUGCUCAAAGAGAAGAAACCACUAUGCUGUCUGCAGCUGGCACAGGUCUGUGAGCACUGCAGCUAUCGCAAUGCCAAGGAGUAUCAAUGGCAGAACAAGACCAUCAUUCUGGCUGCGGACUACGCCUCGAAUGGCAUUUACAACUUUAUCAUUCCACUGCGUGCUCAUUUCCGCUCGAAGACCUCACUGAAUCCGAUUAUUUUGCUGCUGGAGCGACGACCCGAUGUCGCCUUUCUCGAUGCACUCUCCUACUUUCCACUGGUUUAUUGGAUGCUGGGCUCUAUUGAUUGUCUGGAUGAUCUGCUGCGCGCUGGCAUUACGCUAGCCGAGAGUGUUGUGGUGGUCAACAAGGAGCUCUCCAACUCCGCCGAGGAGGAUUCACUCUCCGACUGCAAUACGAUAGUUGCUGUGCAAAAUAUGUUCAAAUUCUUUCCAAGCAUCAAGAGCAUCACGGAGCUGUCGCAGAGCUCGAAUAUGCGUUUCAUGCAGUUCCGGGCACACGACAAGUACGCUCUGCAUCUCAGCAAAAUGGAGAAGCGCGAGAAGGAGCGCGGUUCGCAUAUCUCGUACAUGUUUCGUCUGCCCUUUGCCGCCGGCGCGGUCUUCAGUGCCUCCAUGCUGGACACGCUGCUCUAUCAGGCAUUUGUCAAGGACUAUGUGAUUACAUUUGUGCGACUCCUGCUGGGCAUCGAUCAGGCGCCAGGCAGUGGAUUUUUGACUUCGAUGCGCAUUACGAAAGAUGACAUGUGGAUACGCACCUAUGGGCGUCUGUAUCAGAAACUCUGCUCGACCACCUGCGAAAUUCCAAUUGGUAUCUAUCGCACGCAGGACACCUCCAAUGCGGAUACUUCACAUGUGAGUAACUCGCCGGUCGAGAGAUGGGGACCCUUCUCCGCCUUCAGCAGGCAUUGUGUGCGCUUGCGUCCAUCGUAUGAUGAGGAGACUGGCACGCCCGACUCCACCAAGGAUAGCUCGGAAAUGCUGCGAGGUGUUACAUAUCGUCCGCCGACAGCGGGUAGUGGUGGUAGUGGUAUUGGUGGUGGUGCAGGUGGUGGYGGUGGUGGCCGGCCGCGCCAGAAGUCAGUCAAUUGCCUGGGCGGCUGUUCGGAGCGUAAAGGAUCAUCCUAUUCCAUCAAUUUGGCUGACGAGGCACGCGAUAAUCACGCCCAGCAAAUCGAGCGAGCGGAAAUCGCCAAUCUGGUGCGCAGUCGCAUGGAGUCGCUCAAUUUGCCAACCAUCGACUACGACGAUGUCAGCGAGAAGCGCAAUCAUUUGUCCUAUGUGAUAAUCAAUCCAAGCUGUGAUCUUAAGCUGGAGGAGGGCGAUCUGAUCUAUUUGGUGCGCCCCUCACCGUUCUCGGCACAAAAGACCUUCGAGCGUCACAAUUCGCGCCGCAAGUCGAACAUUUCGUUCUGUUCGAACAUCAAUUUGGGCGCCACCUGUGGCCCGCAAAUGCCAAAUAUGAGCAACACCGCCGUCGGAGCUGGUUCGCGACGCGGCUCCGGCAUCGCCGGUUUGAACCCCAUGCAAAUGCAGAGCGUUCAGACAUUGGCCGGGUAUGGAUCAUCGCAGCGCUGUACGCCCCCGAUGCAGCAAAUUAAAUCGAAUUCUCUUUCUCUACCCGACAGUCCGACGGUGGUUGGCUCGCAGCGCGGCAGGAGUAACUCAUUGCGGAUCGAUAACGAUAUACUAUUGCGUCGCUCGUCCUCGCUGCGGCAGGGCUUGCCCAGCGUGGGCGUCAGCCAUGGUCGCCGCAAGUCCUCGCUGGAGGAGAUCGGCAUCAGUCACUUUACCACACUGAUGCAGGCCACCAAUCACAGCAAUCCCAUCAAGAUAUCACUCAAUGGCAGCAUUGGCAUGGAGAAUCAAAUCUCAUUGCAAGUGACGCCGCCCGAGGAGCCAACGCCCAUGUUGGGCGUGCCGUGUGUGCUGGGCGGCGGCGGUGUGGGCGGCAUUAAUCCGUCGGCACUGGGCGGCAGCUCUGGAGGAGGAGGCGGCGGCGGUGGUGGCAGCGGCGGUGGCGGUGGUGGUGGCGGCGGCGGUAGCAGCGGCGGCAUGCUGGGCGCCGGCUCCUCGCUGGCCAUAAAUACCGCAGAUCUGGGUCCCGGGCCGAGCACCUCGUCGGGCGCCUCGCUGCAGGCGCAGGACUCGCUGCCGCAGUCGUCGCAGGCUCCGUCGCCGCAGCAUUUGCAGGGCACGAUUGUAUGAUACAACCUGAUGUGGGGUCGCCGACUCCGCUCGUCCAUGUCCAAAAACAAAUGGAUAUAGAAUUCGGCCAGCACACACAGACGUCGAGACAAGUUCUAAAGGAGCUAGAACUGUCUCUGCUUAAUAUAAGGUCAAGCUGCUUAACCCUAGAAACAACCAAAAACAGAAAAACGAGCAUAAAAACCAAUUAAAACACUAUUUGUAUAAAGAAUUGUAAAGAGAUGAGCUCGUGUCGAUAUAUCGUGUCACGGUUUAUUUACACUGUGAGAAGUGAUGCAAACACAAUGUAAGUCUUUGUUUU